This is a messenger RNA of Linum tenue, 507 nucleotides long. The record is from the annotation of a GenBank genome assembly. Lineage: Eukaryota; Viridiplantae; Streptophyta; Magnoliopsida; Malpighiales; Linaceae.
AUGGCGAUGAGGUCGCCGGAGCCUCCGGCACCACCGGAGGAGGGCAAGCCACCCGAUGGGUCAGCGGGGAGUAGGCGUGCCUAUGAAGUCUUCUCUUCCCCGGAUGGUAAGAAGGAUCAAGAGAUCCAACAACCAAAGAAGAAGGUGAGACCGUUGGAGUUUCCUGAGGAGAAGGACAUGAACUUCGAAGUUGUUGUUGAAGAUAUUACCGAGGAAGAGCUUGGGACGAACUGCGAUCAGACCCACCAUAUAGCCUCGACCUUGGUUUGGAUUCGCUUACCUGACUUGCCGAUUGAACUCUUCAACCCAAGAGCAGUCAUGCGUAUAGCUGCACGAGCAGGAACCCCAGUGAGAGUUGAUAGAGCCACAGAGCUGGGUGCGAGAGGUGUCUAUGCUAGGGCCUGCAUAGAGGUUGAUCUAAUGAAACCUCUUCUUUCUAAGUACAAGGUGGGCGGGGUGGAGUAUGAGAUCAAUUAUGAAGGCCUGGAUAAUGUCUGCUUUGAAUGU